Molecule: messenger RNA, 933 nt
Organism: Frankliniella occidentalis (western flower thrips)
Lineage: Eukaryota; Metazoa; Arthropoda; Insecta; Thysanoptera; Thripidae
Gene: Bet3
Product: trafficking protein particle complex subunit 3
Exons: 4
Coding region: 151-687 (178 amino acids)
Biological process (GO): intra-Golgi vesicle-mediated transport; endoplasmic reticulum to Golgi vesicle-mediated transport
Cellular component (GO): TRAPP complex; cytosol; cis-Golgi network membrane
Source: RefSeq, a predicted model, not a curated record
CUCUUGUGCCCCUUCGUUCAGACUUGAGCCGAAACGACUAACCUCAACUUUAUUUAUUUGUUUGUGAAGGGAGUAAACUGUCAAAUAUAUGACUAUUGCUCUUUAUUAUACAAUUUGCCCGCUUCCUGUUAAGUCAUCAAUAUCCCAAUAAUGUCCAGACAAGGAGCCAGGCUAGACGCCAAGAAAGUGAAUUCAGAGCUGUUCACACUUACAUAUGGCACUCUCGUAUCUCAACUUUUGAAAGACUAUGAAAACGUAGAUGAAGUUAAUAAGCAGUUGGAAAGAAUGGGUUACAAUAUUGGUAUUCGACUCAUUGAAGAUUUCCUUGCUCGUACUGGAUCUGGGAGAUGUUAUGAUUUCAAAGACACAGCUGAAAAAAUACAGGCUGGCUUUCGUAUUUUCCUUGGUGUGUCACCGACAAUAUCUAAUUGGGGUCCAGGAGGUGAUGAAUUUUCCCUUAUCUUCGAGUCAAAUCCUUUGACAGAAUUUGUUGAACUACCAGAUCACUGCUUAAACCUGAAGUACUGCAAUAUCUUAGCUGGUGUCCUGCGUGGAGCCUGUGAAAUGGUUCAAAUGGAAGUCACAUCCUGGUUUGUCCAAGACCAGUUGAAGGGUGACAAUGUAACUGAAUUGAGGGUGAAGUUUAUUAAAAGGCUAGAAGAUGCUAUCCCUGCUGGCGAAGACUGAUCUCUGCAAUAAUAAGCGCUGUUGUCGCUAUAUUGUUGUUUAUCUUCAAAGUGUAUUAACACCACAAAUUUUGUGAUGACUUAAUGGGUUGAUAAAAUUCUAUUCUAGAUGUAUUAUUCAUUAUUCCAAUAUUUGUGAAAGCUUUCACAUUUUCCAUUCAUGUACAAAGGCAUGAAUAUUUGUUUUCAAUUGUCAUUAUUUUAUUGUAAUGUUGUGAUAAAAAUAAAGUAGAACACACGCAUAAUA